UUGUAGAUAAAUACAGGAGGCAUUCAUUCAGUACUUUGGUCCUUCUUUUCCUUUAGCUACACAAUUUUUCUUCUCUCUCAACCCUUCGAAAAGUUCACUCAGAUUUCAAAGGUAAUUUCUCUCGUUCCAACAUCGAUUUUACAUUUGCCCUUUUGUGCGGUUUCAUUCGGAGGGGAAUUUCAUUUCACGAUUUGCAAAUGUUACUUUGAUCGAAUCAAAUAGUUUCUGGAAUCCUGUGCAGAGUGCCUAUGCAAUAUGGAUCAAGAAGAUGGGAAGAUUGACCCAGUUCAUCCUACUUAUGUGUCUUCUAAUCCUCCCGCAUCAGGGAAAGAUGAGAUGCUGGGCAUUGAGAAUUCUCUGUCAUCUGGAAAGGAUGAUAUGCUGGGUACUGAGAAUCCUCCAUCUUCAAGAAAAGAGGCUGUGAUGGGUAAUGAGUAUCCUCCAAAAGUGUCGUCUAAUUCUAUGUCAUUAGAAAAAGAUGGUAUAGUGGGCACUGUAAAUCCUGCGGAAGUGUCUUCCAACGCUAUACCUUUGAUAAAAGAUGGUAUGAUGAGCUCUGAUAAUCCUCUGUUAUCUGGAAAAGAUUGUGAGAAGUGUGCUGAGAAUCCUCCUGAAUUGUCUUCUAAUUCUCCAUCGUCAGGAAAAAAUGGCAUAAUGGGCACUGCGAAUUCUCUGUCAUCGGGAAAACAUGAUAUAUUGACCACUGAGAAUCUUCCUGAAGUAACUUUUGGUCUUCCUUCUUCUGGAAAAGAUGAUGGAAAGAAGGAUAUUGAUUCUCCUGAAGGAACUAGUAUAUCAGAUUUGAGUGACAAGAAUACCCCGCAAUCAUUGAAGGCAAAAUCUAGUAUUGUUAAGAAAUCUCAAACUGGUAAGCUUAAGGGGAAGAAGAGCAAUGUUUCUCAAAAGAUUAAUAAAAAAAGAAGAAUUACGACUUCUAAAAAAGUGGUGGAUAAUGCUGGUGAGAAACAAGUUUCAGACGUUAGUGAGCUCAAGGAAAUUAAUGAUGAACCAUCUAAGGGUAAGGGUGAGGAGGCUGAAAAUAAAAUAAAAGAAAGCCAAAAUAAGAGCACUGCCGACAAAAGUCCGAAGGAAGAGUCAGACAGUAGCCAACUGAAGGUUACUGAUCCUCCUGAAGGAUCUAGUAAACCAGAGUUGAGUAACAAGAAUACUCCACAAUCAUUGAAGGCAAAAUCUAAAAUUGUUAAGAAAUCUCAGGCUGGUAAACUCAAGGCUAAGAAGAACAGUGGCACUCAGCAGAUUCAUGGCAAAAGAAGAAUUAGUAUUUCCAAAGACGUGUUGGAUAAUGUAGAUGAGAAACAAAUUUCAGACAGUAGCCACCUGAAGGAAACUGAUAAUGAACCACCGACGGGGAAGAGUCGGGAGGUUGAAAAGAAAGUAACAGAAAGCCAAAACAGGAGCACCAAUGGCAAAAUUCGUAGGGAGAAGAUCCGACAGGCUCGUAAAGAUAAGGCUAGUCAGUUGGAUAAGACUGAGCAAAAUCUAGAGGGUGAAGAGAAGCAUAGGGACUCAAGCAAGGGUUCUAGGAGUAUAAGAAACAAAGUUAGGAGAAGUGACAUGGAAAGGAGUCAAGUAAAUGACAAGAAGGCUGAAAAGCUUGGUGGUUUCAUCUUUAUGUGCAAUGCAAAGACAAAGCCUGAUUGUUUUCGCUAUCGAGUCAUGGGUGUUUCGGCUGGUAAAAAGGAUGAUGUUUUACAAAUCAGACCUGGGCUUAAGCUUUUUCUUUAUGAUUUUGAUCUGAAGCUACUGUACGGUAUUUACAAGGCUUCAUCUUCUGGUGGCAUGAAGCUUGAACCCAAAGCUUUUGGUGGCAAAUUUCCUGCUCAGGUGCGGUUCAAAAUUGCUGGUGAUUGUUUCCCACUACCCGAGAGCAUUUUCAAAAAAGCCAUCAAGGAUAAUUAUAAUGAAAAAAACAAGUUCAGAACCGAACUUACCGUUAGACAAGUGAGGAAGCUCACUCAACUUUUCCGACCAGUUGAAAUUCGUUCAGCUGUGCGCCCUGUCCACUCCCAGCCAAAGUUAAUAAUUCGAGAUAGGGAAUCUCCCGACAAUGUUAGGGGAUCAUGGUCCCGGUUGCAGAGGGAAAACUAUAACGUGCAGUCUCUCAAUAGGGAUCAUCAAUUUGACCAACAAGAGGAAAUUGCUCAUGAUCUGUUUGCAAUGGAGAACAAUCGAGCAUAUGGUCUACCAAGAUAUAGGAGUGUGGCUACAACAUCUCAUGUUAAUCCUAUGUUAGAAUCUUAUGAUAGAGACUAUCAACCCCGUCACCUGGAGCAUGGCUACCCGAGAAAUGUUCCUGCUCAUGUAGAAAGUGUUCGGACUGAUCAUCUUUAUUUAAAUGACAGUAGGGAUUCUCUGUUUUUGAACGAGAGUAGGGAUCCUUAUCAUGUCUAUCGCCAUGGUGUUUCACCUCCUAGGGAUGCAUAUUUGGGAUCUUUAAGCAGGGAGGAAAACUCUUACUUGGUUGGGCGAAGACCUUUUGCUGGGACGGAUAACUUGCCAAGGAGAGAGGCUGAACGAGAUAGGCAUUACCCAAUCUACGCUGCACCUGAUGCUUUGUCUGAUCAUCUUCGGCGGUCAUAUCAUGGAGACAAGUUGGAAGCUUCACGCGCCCCAGUUUCUUCUCGUUACUCUUUUGCUGGUCCUUCAUUUCGUCGCCGCUGACUUAAUGUAUUUCUGAAUUCCUUGUUUUGUGACUCUUUAUCUCUUGAAGUCUGGUGACUGACUGGUAGACAUUUUAAAAGAAAACUGUAUGCAAACGUACUUGAGCACUUCUGCAUUUGGAAAAUAAUAUCUGCCUGCUUAGAUUUCAA
Molecule: messenger RNA, 2831 nt
Organism: Vigna angularis (adzuki bean)
Lineage: Eukaryota; Viridiplantae; Streptophyta; Magnoliopsida; Fabales; Fabaceae
Exons: 4
Coding region: 256-2682 (808 amino acids)
Source: RefSeq, a predicted model, not a curated record